Messenger RNA from Aedes albopictus (Asian tiger mosquito), 651 nucleotides. RefSeq lists its product as uncharacterized. The transcript is spliced from 2 exons. The record is from RefSeq and is a predicted model, not a curated record. Bases 77 to 646 code for a protein of 189 amino acids. Lineage: Eukaryota; Metazoa; Arthropoda; Insecta; Diptera; Culicidae.
GCAUCAUUAGUGGAAGUCGGGCAUACUACGGGCUCCAGAAGAAACUGCGGUCGAAAAAGAUUCUCCCACGCACCAAAUGUACCAUGUACAAAACGCUAAUAAGAUCCUCUACGGACACGAGACAUGGACCAUGCUCGAGGAGGACCUGCUAGCACUCAGAGUUUUCGAGCGACACGUGCUAAGGAUGAUCUUCGGCGGUGUGCAGGAGAACGGUGUGUGGCGGAGAAGGAUGAACCACGAGCUCGUUGCACUUUACGGCGAACCCAGCAUCCAGAAGGUGGCCAAAGCCGGAAGGAUACGGUGGGCAGGGCAUGUUGCAAGAAUACCGGACAACAACCCUGCAAAGCUGGUGUUUGCAACUGAUCCGGUUGGCACAAGAAGGUGGCCAAAGCCGGAAGGAUACGGUGGGCAGGGCAUGUUGCAAGAAUGCCGGACAACAACCCUGCAAAGCUGGUGUUUGCAACUGAUCCGGUUGGCACAAGAAGGCGUGGAGCGCAGAGAGCACGAUGGGCGGACCAGGUGGAGCGUGACUUGGCGAGCAUCGGGCGCGACCGAGGAUGGAGAGCGGCAGCCACGAACCGUGUAUUAUGGAGAAAUAUUGUUGAUUCAGUUUUAUCUUGAAUUUGAUGUAAUACUAAAUAAAUGAAUGAA